GGGACGGCGGUGACGCACCGUGGACAGCCGUGCGCCGUGUUGUCUCCAGCUGGUUUCUUAAGGUGGAUCUACACGUACUACGACAUGUCGCAUUGUUCCAGUUGAACCACCGCCCCCGCCACCACGGGACCCCCCGUCGACACGUCGCCGACUCGCCGUCCAUCCCGCCAGCCGUCCUUCCCUUUUACAACUCCACCGAUCAGCGUGAUAACGGUAGGCCCAGCUCCCUGCCUCAAGUGGUUCCAGCUCCCCCUCUCCAGUGGGUUUCCAGUGGUUCCAGCUCCCCCUCUCCAGCGGGUUUCCAGUGGGUCCAGCUCCCCCUCUCCAGCGGGUUUCCAGUGGGUCCAGCUCCCCCUCUCCAGUGGGUUUCCAGUGGGUCCAGCUCCCCCUCUCCAGCGGGUUUCCAGUGGGUCCAGCUCCCCCUCUCCAGUGGGUUUCCAGUGGUUCCAGCUCCCCCUCUCCAGCGGGUUUCCAGUGGGUCCAGCUCCCCCUCUCCAGUGGGUUUCCAGUGGGUCCAGCUCCCCCUCUCCAGUGGGUUUCCAGUGGGUCCAGCUCCCCCUCUCCAGUGGGUUUCCAGUGGGUCCAGCUCCCCCUCUCCAGCGGGUUUCCAGUGGGUCCAGCUCCCCCUCUCCAGUGGGUUUCCAGUAGGUCAAGCCCUCCCUUCCAUCGGGUGCCCUCUUCUCUUGCGGGCCCUCUCCCUACCUGCAGUGGGUCUCCAGUGGGUCCAUUUCCCCUCCGCCCAGCGGCCUAAGCGGCCGGCAGCACCCCCCUCGAGGCCAUCAUGAACGUGGGCACGGCGCACAGCGAGGUCAACCCCAACACGCGGGUGAUGAGCAGCCGGGGCAUGUGGCUCUCCUACCUGCUGUGCAUCGGCCUGCUGCACGUCAUCCUGCUCAGCAUCCCCAUCGUCAGCGUGCCGGUGGUCUGGACGCUCACCAACCUCAUCCACAACCUGUGCAUGUACCUGCUGCUCCACACCGUGAAGGGCACCCCGUUCGAGACUCCGGACCAGGGCAAGGCGCGGCUCCUCACCCACUGGGAGCAGAUGGACUACGGCCUGCAGUUCACCGCCUCACGCAAGUUCCUCACCAUCACCCCCAUCAUCCUCUACAUCCUCACCAGCUUCUACACCAAAUACGACCGCGCCCACUUCGUGGUCAACACCGUGUCGCUGCUCGUCGUGCUCAUCCCCAAACUGCCCCAGCUUCACGGGGUCCGCAUCUUCGGGAUUAACAAGUACUGACCCCACCCGACCCCUCCGCACCCACCCACCCACCCCACCCCUCCACCACCACCACCACCACCACCACCACCAGUUCCUCUGGCUGGCAGGGUAUCGCGGGUCCUACUGGGUUGAGCGGUGGUUUGGCCCGGGAGGAACCCUAAAAUGAACCACCGCGGCCCUCUGAAGAACGGAGAGCCCCUGGUGGGUUCGCUCACCCUGGCACCUGGGACCCCCCCCCCCCCCACACACACACACACACCAAAGGCCCCCCCAGGGAGUGAGGGGAGUCAUGGAACUCGCGGCACGCUCUACCUGAAUCUCCUAGGAGGGGGGGGGGGGGGUCUGAACUCUCCGGAGUGGAACGCCUUUCGAACGUGGCGGGAAAGUGGAGGCGACUGAAAGGGGCGGUGGUGUUUCCACCUGACGGAGGGAGUGGUGGUUUGUUUUGGGUGGUGUCCGGGGAGGGGUACGGGGCCGCUCUGCCCCUACGGCCCAGCUCUGCCCCUGGACCGCAGCGAUGAUACCACAGACCUACGGUACCUUAGGAGGGUCGUUUUUACGCCGUCGAUCGCUGCCUUACUUUUAUUCAGCUUUACGCGUCCUGUCUGCCUCUUUCCCUCUGUCUCCCAGUCUCCCUGUCUCCCUGUACCACGGUCUCUCUGUCUCCCUCUCUUCCUGUCCCCCCCGUCUCCCUCUCUUGCUUUCUUCCUGUCCCUCUGUCUCCCUGUCGUCCUGACCCUCGGUCUCCCUGUCUCCCUCUCUUCCUGUCACCCUGUCCCUCUGUCUCCCUGUCGUCCUGUCUCUCUGACUCUCUGUUUCCCUGUCUUCCUGUCUCCCUCUCUUCCUAUCACCCUGUCCCUCUGUCUCCCUGUCUCCCUCUCUUCCUGUCUCCCUCUCUUCCUGUGUCUCUGUCUCCCUCUCUUCCUGUCUCCCUCUCUUCCUGUCUCCCUCUCUUCCUGUCUCCCUGACUCCCUGCUUGGUUUCCUCAGUGCAUUCCAGAGACUCUGCUGUGACAUCAGAGCCGUGACGUCAGAGCCUUGAAGUCAGAGCGGUGACGUCAGAGCGUGUGAUGUCAGAGCGUGUGAUGUCAGAGCCGUGAUGUCAGAGCUGUGAUGUCAGAGCUGUGAUGUCAGAGCUGUGAUGUCAGAGCUGUGAUGUCAGAGCUGUGAUGUCAGAGCCGUGAUGUCAGAGCUGUGAUGUCAGAGCUGUGAUGUCAGAGCUGUGAUGUCAGAGCUGUGAUGUCAGAGCCGUGUCAGCGCUCGGCCGUGUAAAGGAUUCCUCAGCGGUCGCCGUUCCUUCCCUCCGUUUAGUUUUUAGUCGGUCGGUCGGUCAGCCCCAGAUGUGGAACAUUUGGGAACUUGGGUUAUUUUUAUCCGAUCCUUCCCAUAUUUGGACACUUUCUUGUGCUGCUGUGUGCCAGAGACUGCCCCUCUCUGCGCCUCAGGGCCGGGUAAGGAGAGGAACACGGCGUGACUUUAAGACCAAAGAGCAGCUCAACCCUGAGAUCAACUCCUGAUUCUGCCAUGUUGGAAUUUAACGGCGUCGUUCCAGCUCUGGGAUUCAGCUCAGUGAUGCCCAGCUGGCCUUCACAUGCGUUUUAUUUGAUAUUAUAUUCAACUGAUUUUAGGAAUCCUAUUUUAUACUUUUAAGGUUCUCAACUCAUUUAGCUUAUUUUCCAAAUGUUUCACACCGAAUAAAGGGAACCAGUCAGAAGUUUGAGCAGAGGAGUGUAAUUUAAAUAGAAAGCAUCACUGCUCAACAGAGGAAAGGGGCGUGGUUCUGCAUGGUCUCCUUAGGAACCACAGAGAUGUACGUGUGUACUGGGAUUUGACACGCGUGUACCGUCAUGUUACUGUACGUGUGUACUGUCACCUGACUGUACGUGUUUACUGUCAUGUGUCUGUACGUGUGUACUGUCAUCUGACUGUACGUGUUUACUGUCAUGUGUCUGUACGUGUGUACUGUCAUGUGACUACAUGUGUGUACUCUCAUGUGACUACGUGUGUACUGCCCUGGGUUGUGUGUGUACUUUCACCUGUGUGAUAUUCAGUAGUGGUGCGUUCUCACCACAGUACCUAGCCUGAAGACAGGCCUAUCAUGGAGUCACUGCUAGAGUCUACUUUAGUCUCCUCUCUAGAAGCUUCUGAAUGUGACGACUUUAUAAGUGUCAAAGGGCUUUAGGUAGAGCUGUAUACACGUUUUAGGAAAUGAGCCAACCGUUUGUUUAUGUGUGGGAAAAUUAAGGACUUUUGAACAAAUUUGAACAUAUGAAUGUUGAUUGGAAUUGUAGCAUUUUGCUUAUAGUUGUUGCUAAGUGACCAUUUUAAGGGCGAUUAUAUCUUCACUUUAACGUGCUGACCCGAGGGCUCGACAAAUGAAACAGUAUUUUAUUUUUCUGACUUCAUGUCAUCCUGUAGUGUUGUGCCCAUAUUUGGACAUGCUUUGACUGUUGGUCCUAACUUAAACGGGACUAUGUAGGUCAUUCGUACUUUUAUUAUGUUGUUCUGCGUGUGGGGAUAACGUAUUCGGUACUUGACAGGCGCUUCACCAUGAAAGGUCAUUGUUGGUACUAUGUGAUGAUUAUGUGAGGCCAAACUAAAACUUUUUACAAUUUUAGAAGGACAUGCAUUUUAGCCCCCUCCCCCCUCCCCUUCUCUCUGAGUUUUUCCUUUUAAUCAAAUGUUACACGUUAAUGUCAACAGCAAAAGCCAUUGACUUUUUCUAAGGAAUAAAUGUGUCGUCACUCGUCUGUAUUUUACUUUCAAUGACCAAAACAAGAGAAACCGAUUGGAUGCAGUUUUCGUCAUGUGUCAGCCAAAACCUUUAAGAGUUUUGACAAAGGACCAAUCAUGUGUUCUAAUUUUUUGAAGUACAAUCCUGUCGUUGACCUCACGUUGGACCGUUCUAGCCUUGGUUUACAAAACGGACUUCAAGACUUCCUGCUCUAGCAGCAUGACGAGGAGGCUUAGAAUUUGUGAUGCAAGAUGUUUUCUCUGUCCCUUUGUGUGAGGAUCCUUCAUGCAGAUGACUCUGGAAGCUUAGAACCUGUGAUUUUAGAUGUGUUCUCGAUUUCUGUGUCUGUAAGGAUCCUCCUUCAUGCAGAUUACUCUGGAAGCUUAGAAUCUGUGAUGAUAGAUCUGUUCUAGGUUCCUGUGUGUGUGAGGAUUCUUCAUGCAGAUGAAGCUCAGAGCCCGUUGCUUAGAUGUGUUCUUCUUAAUGUGUGUGUGUGAGGUUCACCUUCAGUGGUUUCAAACCAAAGUUCUCUUGAAUGAACCAGAGAUGGAUAAUCCUCAGUUAGCGACCGUCUAUUCAGAGAAGGCCGACAAUCUGACCCUGAUGACAGAUGGGUCGUGUUUCAUUUAAAAACACAAACGCAUUCAAAGCUAAUCAUCCAUCAGCAGAGUUUCAUAAAUAUGAUUCUCAUUCGCUUUCAAUAUCUGAGUGUUGAUCUGCAUCCCGGUAACAAACGUAACUCUGAUCCGGGCUGGUCAUCUGGAUCUCUACACCCUGAGGGGUUUGAACGUAACCUGAUAACCACAGCUGGUUAAACAUUGAGUGAGAGUGACAUGUGAGUGCAGGCUGUCCUGU
This is a messenger RNA of Gadus chalcogrammus (walleye pollock), 4813 nucleotides long. RefSeq names its product ORM1-like protein 3. The record is from RefSeq and is a predicted model, not a curated record. The transcript has 4 exons. Bases 782 to 1243 code for a protein of 153 amino acids. NCBI's taxonomy places the organism in Eukaryota, Metazoa, Chordata, Actinopteri, Gadiformes, Gadidae. Gene Ontology annotation, biological process: negative regulation of ceramide biosynthetic process; ceramide metabolic process; intracellular sphingolipid homeostasis. Gene Ontology annotation, cellular component: endoplasmic reticulum membrane.